AUGGCUGCAGAUCAACCGGAAGAAAAGACAACGAAGGCUAAAGAGAAAGAGUCCUCCAAAGACGAAGUGGAGACCAAAAAAGCUAGUAGGAAAGAAGGGGCCCCAAGAAGGCCUCGCAGACAAAAAGUUCAAGUUGCAUGCGUCUACUGUAGAAGAUCUCAUAUGAUCUGUGAUGACAGUAGGCCUUGUCAGCGAUGCAUCAAACGGAACAUUGGCCAUCUAUGCAGAGACGAACAAAAUAGCAAAAGAUUAAAAAGAAAAUCCAGCCAAGAAGAGGAGCAGUCUGAUUCACAUCAACAAACCAUGAGCCCCAUGAUGCAGUCUUCUCUGAGUAUGUCGCCGCCUGCCGUUAGCGGUUCCAUGUCAGGCCAGAUACCGUUGCCAAUGUCAAUGUCCAUGCCACAGCAAACAAAUUCUCAGAUGAAUUCUUCAGAUCCAAAUGUGGUUGUCACGGGGUACAAUAAACCACAAUCUGCCAACUCACUCAAUGGGAGCCAUACCAAACUGAGUACUUUGAAUAAGCAGCCGUUUUUCUUCUCAGAACAUGCUGGAAGUGAGUUCAGCUCGUUGAACGAAUUUCUAUCCAUGAUAGACGAUCCAGAUAUGAUCAACCAUAUCAAUUAUAAUAAUGAUCCAAUUCUUCAAAACUUUGACAGUACCACGAACCUUGUCAAUCAUUUCAAUCAAGAGGCUAACAAUGGAAACAUCAACACCGGCAAUGUCCAAGAAAUUUCAGCAGAGACUUCUGCGCCUCCUUUGGAGGUUGCGUACGAUAACAGCCAAGUUUAUCCAAACUUUACCUAUCCCCAACAACAGCAACAACAGCAACAACAAGCACCUGCUGUGAAAAAUAAUGACGAGUACAACCAGCCUGUAAUAUCUGACACUGCCCGUGAUAAAUUCUUUUUAACGGCCGCCGAUCCUACCACGGAGAUUUCGCCUGAAGAAAGGCUGAAACAGGUCAUUAAUGCCAAACUGGAAGCUGGACUGUUGAAACCCUACAACUACGCUAAAGGAUAUGCCCGAUUGCAGGCAUACAUGGACAACUAUAUGAACAUAACUUCAAGACAACGGAUCUUGAAACCAUUAUCGACUUUUAGACCCGGAUUUAGGGCGAUAGCAAAGACUUUGAAAGAUAUUGAUUUAAUACUGGUAGAAGAGCAUUUCGAGAGAAUGCUUCUUGACUAUGACAGAGUUUUCACUUCGAUGGCUAUUCCAGCAUGUCUUUGGAGAAGAACUGGUGAGAUUUACCGAGGAAACAAGGAGUUUGCGUCUUUGGUGGAGGUUUCGAUUGAUGAUUUGAAGAAUGGAAAGCUUACAAUCUAUGAACUAAUGACCGAGGAAAGCAGUGUGAACUUCUGGGAGAAAUACGGGUCCAUAGCGUUCGAUAAAUCACAGAAGGCAGUAUUGACCAGUUGUAAUCUGAGAACUAAGGACGGUAGGAAAAGAAAAAACUGUUGUUUCAGUUUCACUAUCCGAAGGGAUAAGCACAACAUACCCAGUUGUAUUGUGGGCAAUUUUAUUCCUAUUUCGCCGUGA
Komagataella phaffii GS115 is the source of this 1539-nucleotide messenger RNA. Its product is annotated as Zinc cluster transcriptional activator involved in conferring resistance to ketoconazole. Gene Ontology annotation, molecular function: RNA polymerase II transcription regulatory region sequence-specific DNA binding; DNA-binding transcription factor activity, RNA polymerase II-specific; zinc ion binding. The record is from RefSeq and is a predicted model, not a curated record. NCBI's taxonomy places the organism in Eukaryota, Fungi, Ascomycota, Pichiomycetes, Pichiales, Pichiaceae. Gene Ontology annotation, biological process: regulation of DNA-templated transcription. The transcript has a single exon. Bases 1 to 1539 code for a protein of 512 amino acids. Gene Ontology annotation, cellular component: nucleus.